AUGUAUAACCUCGCAACCAUCGCGCUGGGAGUUAGUGCUCUACUACAGAUAACACAUGCCUCCCCGCACCCUAUCUCCAAGAGCUACACCAACUGGACUACCUUGCAUGGCCACGGCGUGAACCUAGGUGGAUGGCUCGAGCAAGAGUCAACAAUUGACACCGCGUGGUGGGCCAAGUACUCUGGCGGCGCCUCCGACGAAUGGGGUCUAUGUGAGAACCUAGGGUCGAAAUGCAGGUCGGUCAUGGAGCACCGAUAUGCCACAUACAUCACCCGCCACGACAUCGACAAAGUUGCCUCAGCCGGUGUCUCUAUCCUGCGAAUUCCAACCACCUACGCCGCCUGGAUCGAGCUUCCAGGCUCGCAGCUAUACUCGGGACAUCAGCAGCGCUACCUCCAGAAGAUAGCCACAUAUGCCAUUGAGAAAUAUCAAAUGCACAUAAUUAUCGACCUGCACUCUCUGCCGGGCGGUGUCAAUGGCCUCGAUAUUGGUGAGGCGGCUGGCCACUCGGGCUGGUGGCAUAAUGAAACAGCGCUGGAAUGGUCACUUCGCGCAGUAGACGAGGUCCUUUCUUUCAUCAAACACUCAGGCCAUCCAGAGGCCUAUACAAUUGAGCCCAUCAACGAGCCCGUUGACAACAAAGAUUUAUCUACACUCGGGACCCCAGCCGCGCUAUCUGAUCACGGCGCAGCCUGGUUGUUGAAAUAUAUCCACGCCGUAAUUGCGCGUGUCAAAGCCGCAGACCCUCUUAUUCCUGUCAUGUUUCAGGGCAGUUUCCAUCCGGUGACCUACUGGUCACCGCACUUCAAGGCCGGGACGAACCUGGUCUUUGAUCUGCAUCACUAUUAUUUCUUUGGUACUGUGACAUCAGUGGAUCUGCCAACUUCUAUCUGCUCUGAUGCACGGGCCAGUGAAGGAGAUGGUAAAUUUCCUACUUUUGUCGGUGAGUGGUCUAUUCAGACUGGGGGUCUCAAUUCACUAGCUUUGCGGGAGGUGAAUCUCAAGGCUGGAAUAUCGGCAUUUGGUCAAUUCACUCAUGGUAGUGCGUACUGGAACGUGAAAUUCUCGAGUGAAGUGACUGUUGCUGGAGGGUUGCAGGAGGAUUACUGGAAUUAUGAGGGUUUCAUCGAUGCGGGUUACUUUGACGGUCAGGUUGAGCAGCCAAAUUAUUGCUUGUGA
Messenger RNA from Penicillium taxi, 1179 nucleotides. RefSeq lists its product as uncharacterized. Gene Ontology annotation, cellular component: extracellular region; cell surface. Gene Ontology annotation, biological process: glucan catabolic process. The record is from RefSeq and is a predicted model, not a curated record. Lineage: Eukaryota; Fungi; Ascomycota; Eurotiomycetes; Eurotiales; Aspergillaceae. Gene Ontology annotation, molecular function: glucan exo-1,3-beta-glucosidase activity. The transcript has a single exon. Bases 1 to 1179 code for a protein of 392 amino acids.